AUGGGCGAUGAGCCUGGUCUCUAUUAUGAUUAUGAGGACCAAAGAGCCGUGCUCCCAAAAGAAGCCUUCGAGUUCCAAUAUCCUGCAAAAGGAGACUCGCAGCUGGCAGUACAGAUUGCAGCUCACCUACGACACAGCGGCUUCAAACCAGUCUUGGAGAGGCGAGGCUUUGACCACGCCGUUUACGUCCCAAUGAUCCUACUAAGGCCUCAAGCUGAUAUUCCUAUUGUGCAAAUGUCUAUUCUACGUGGGGAGACAGAUAUUGAGUCCACAGAAUUAAACAUUCAAUUGGGACAAUCUGUAGAGUCUUUUCGAGAUCAGGGAUAUGCAGUCAUUGGAAGCGGAGGUUCGUACCAUGACUUUCACGCGAUUGCGCAAGCCUAUUUCGAAAAUAAAUUUGUCCCUGCCGGAUUUACUGCAUUCGAAGACUUCCUGGAAUCGGCCGCCUCCAUUCAAGAUCCACAGGCAAGGACCAAGGUUUUGCUAGGUUGGCGAUCUCUUGCUAGCAGCUAUUUGGCCCAUGUGGAGGGUUCGUCAGAGCAUCUUAUGCCAUUCAUGCUUGCCGCUGGAAGCGGUGGUGGGCGUAAAGGGGUUAAAUUUGACAUGUAUACGUACAAGGGUGCGACUAUGAGUCAAUAUAUGUGGUAG
Messenger RNA from Trichoderma gamsii, 648 nucleotides. Its product is annotated as extradiol ring-cleavage dioxygenase. NCBI's taxonomy places the organism in Eukaryota, Fungi, Ascomycota, Sordariomycetes, Hypocreales, Hypocreaceae. The record is from RefSeq and is a predicted model, not a curated record. The transcript has a single exon. Gene Ontology annotation, molecular function: ferrous iron binding; oxidoreductase activity, acting on single donors with incorporation of molecular oxygen; zinc ion binding. The coding region runs from base 1 to 648 and encodes 215 amino acids.